AUGUCUGUGCCGACCACAGAUAGUACUGAAGCAAUUACAAAUUCCGGAUACGGAAGCAGCGACGAGACGGCGAGCUUACUUGUAUCAGGGCCGUCUGUAACUGUUAUUGUCCCCAACGAGAACAGAACUGUCAAACCGGUCCUCCAACGCCAGGACUGUACCACGCAUUUGCGACCACAACUCUCCGGCGGACCUGGAAGCGAAGAAAGCGCUGCGUCUAUCAGAGUCGAAGACGGAACCACUAGAAGUGUCCCAGACAUAGAAUUACAAUGCAGGGAUCAAUCGGACCGCCCUCAAACCCUCGUUUCACCUGUGGCGAUGUGUUCGCAUCGCGGGUCAGUUACGACGUGCCAGUUAGUUCCACAUACGUACAACAGAUGUCGUGCUUGCGAACGGCGGCAGUCUACGGCGCCAAUGUCGGCGUUGCAUUUAGCGCGAUCUGUGUCUAGAGAGAGUGUUCGCUCGGCGUUACAUUAUCCAUGCGGUUGUAGUUCUCUACACGCUGUCAGCACUUGCCCUGUCAUACAACCUCCAGCGCUAUUGCUACCAGCGACAAGCAACAGAAUUAUACGUCAGAGUUCCCAACCGGAGUCUAGCGCAUGCGCGGCGCACUGUGCCCAUCAUAGCCACCACCCUAGCGCCUCGCUACGACAGCUGAGGGAACCGGGCGAUGGAAUCGCUGGUAUCGCAGCCGACUCCCUUCGAAUCAACGGCGGAAUGCGGCCUUUUAAGCAGGGGCUGCUCCUCUGCCCACAAACCCUGUCGCAGACCCGUCGAGCCAGGUUGAGACGUGCCUUUACGGAGGCCACAGGAGAUACAGUGACCUACGUUCGAACGGUGGGCCAUUUUCGCAUCACCAAGGACCACAAUCGGCUAUACAACCUGUUCGUUUGGGGCUUAUAA
This is a messenger RNA of Leptosia nina, 903 nucleotides long. The record is from the annotation of a GenBank genome assembly. Lineage: Eukaryota; Metazoa; Arthropoda; Insecta; Lepidoptera; Pieridae.